Mauremys reevesii (Reeves's turtle) is the source of this 927-nucleotide messenger RNA. RefSeq names its product olfactory receptor 6F1-like. The transcript has a single exon. The record is from RefSeq and is a predicted model, not a curated record. Gene Ontology annotation, biological process: G protein-coupled receptor signaling pathway. Gene Ontology annotation, cellular component: membrane. Gene Ontology annotation, molecular function: olfactory receptor activity; G protein-coupled receptor activity. Lineage: Eukaryota; Metazoa; Chordata; Testudines; Geoemydidae. The coding region runs from base 1 to 927 and encodes 308 amino acids.
AUGGUGAAGGGAAAUCAAACCAAUGUGAAGGAAUUUAUUCUGCUUGGGUUCCCUGGCUCUCGGUAUUUGCAGAUCUCACUCUUCAUGAUAUUCUUGUUAAUAUACCUCCUGACAUUCACAGGAAACACCACCAUCAUAUCCUUAGUGUGGACCCACCGUUGUCUCUGCACCCCUAUGUACUACUUCCUCUGCAAUCUCUCCUUCCUGGAGAUCUGGGUCACCACAGCCUACAUUCCCAAAAUUCUUGCCAAUCUCAUGUCACAAAGCAAAACUAUCUCCUUCCCCAGCUGCCUCCUGCAGAUGUACUUUGUUUUCUCCCUAGGCUGCACUGAAUUUCUACUCCUGGCAGUCAUGGCCUAUGAUCGCUAUUUGGCCAUAUGCCACCCAUUGCGUUAUCACUCCAUCAUGAACAGCACCUUGUCCACUCAGUUGGCCCUUGGCUCAUGGGUAGGUGGUUUCCUGACUAUUUCUGUGCCAAUGUUUCUGAUCACCAGGUUGUCCUUCUGUGGCCUUACAGUCAUCAGCCAUUUCUUCUGUGACAUAGAUUCUUGGAUAGCGCUGUCCUGCACAAACACACACCUGGUUGAAAUGGUGUACAUUGCUCUUUCCUUUAUUGUUGUUCUGGGGUCCUGUGUGGUCACCCUUGGCUCCUACAUUUACAUCAUCUCCACCAUCAUGAGAAUCCCAUCUGCCCAAGGCCAGGAAAAGGCCUUUUCCACUUGCUCUGCCCAUUUCAUCAUUGUGGUUAUGUUGUACAGCUGCUCCAUCUUUCUGUACGUCAAGCCUUCUAAACAGAACUCACUGGACAUGAACAAAAUUGUCUCUGUCUUCAAUACUAUUGUGACACCAUUGCUUAACCCUUUCAUUUACACUCUAAGAAACAAAGAUGUCAAAGAAGUCAUGAUAAAGGCUUUCAGUAGGACAUGA